AUGUUGCCAACUUUUAAUGUGAUUGGAGGUUUUGUAGCAUUAGAACAUUUUAGCUUUCGUUUACAACGUUUAGAAAUCGGGGAUUUAAUAGUAUAUCCCAGAAGUUAUGGACCCAUUCCAUAUGCUUUGAUUGGAGGAAAAGUAUUUGCUGGAGAAAAAGUAUUUGCUAGAGUAAAUCUAAGAUUCUUAUUAUUUGCACAUAUAAUCGUAUUACUUUUUUCUUCCUCCAGUUAUGGUACACCAUAUUUGAGAAAUCUGGGAAUGCGAUCUGAACUUAUCUCACUCGUGUGGCUUGCCGGCCCACUUUCCGGACUUAUCGUACAACCAUUAAUUGGUGCAAUUAGUGAUAAAAGUACAUUUAAAUUGGGUCGACGAAGACCAUUCAUAAUUAUUGGAGGAUUUUUGGUUUGCCUUUCUAUGGCAGGAAUUGCUUAUUCAAUGGAAUGGGCAUCAAUUUUAUUAGGAAGGAAACCAUCGUUAGUCAAAUUUGAUACUAAUGAUGAGGUUCGAAAAAUGGCAAUUAUAGUGGCAGUUAUUUCAUUUUAUUGUUUAGACUUUUCAUUGAAUGCGGUUCAAGCUUCUCUUCGUUCUCUCAUCCUUGAUAUUCCUCCUUUACAUCAACAAGAAACUGGUAAUGCUUGGGCCGGUAGAAUGAUGCAUAUAGGAAAUGUCAUAGGAUACUUCACUGGUUUCUUAGAUUUAAAAGCAAUAUUUUCUUUUCUUGGUGACAGCCAAGUAAAAAUAUUAUGCAUAAUUUCAUGUAUAGUAUUCAUAUUUGCAUUACUUAUAACUUGUUUAAGUGUAAAAGAAGUUGUAUAUGAGGCAUCUGCAAUCGAAGAUUCAAGAGCAUUCAAAUAUCUUCCUGUUCCUAUCCAAAAAAUCUGUAAUGUUCAAUUCUUUUCAUGGAUGGGAUGGUUCCCAUUUUUAUUUUUCAGUUGGAUUACAUCUGUCUAUGCUCGAACUCACUCAACACAAGAAAAAGAUUUCUUUGAAGUAUCCACGCGUUACGGUUCAUUUGCCUUAUUAAUUUAUUCAUUUGUUUCUGUGGCGGCAGGAAUCAUUAUACCUCAUCUUACUCCAACAUCUUAUCCCAGUAAAAAUCCUUUCACCAUAUAUAAUAUUUAUACCGCAUCACAUAUCAUGUUUGCAUUAGUUAUGGUAAGUACAUUCUUUGUGAAUACGGUGGAACAAUCAAUUAUGCUUAUUGCCAGUAUUGGUAUUCCAUGGGCAGUGGCAAUGUGGGUUCCAUUUACUUUGGUCGGAGAGUUUGUACAACAAAACGAAACAGGAGUAGAUGAAAAUGAAUUUGAUGCAGGAAUGAUUUUAGGUGUACAUAAUAUGUAUAUAGUAUUUCCUCAAUUUAUCAUAUCUAUAAUUAGUGCAGCAAUAAUUAAAUUAGUGGAAGAGGUUACUCAAACAGGGGGAGGUAUAGGUAAUAUAGGAAAAAACGAUGCUUACGGAUGGGUAUUUAGAUUUGAAGAUCCAACGAUUAAUGUAUCUCCACCUGAAGGAGGUGAAGAAUUUAUAGAAAUUAAUCCUGAACAAUUAAAAGAAUUGGGGAGGUUAGGUGAAGGCGCGGGUGGAACGGUGACCAAAGUCUUAAACUUAUCAACAAAUACUUUAAUGGCAAAGAAGAAAAUCAAUGUCGACCCCGAUCCAAAUAUACAUCGACAAAUUCUACGAGAACUUCAAUUUCUACGAACAUGUAAUUCACCGAACAUUGUAUCAUAUUAUGGUGCAUUCUUGGAAGAUGAUAAUUCUUCAAUAUCGAUUUGUAUGGAAUUUUGCGAGGGAGGAAGUUUGGAUUCAAUUUAUAAGAAUAUUAGUAAAAGGCAAGGAAGAAUUGGUGAAUCAAUAUUGGGAAAAAUUGGUGAAUCGGUAUUAAAUGGAUUAGUUUAUCUCUAUAGUCGAAAAAUUAUUCAUAGGGAUAUAAAACCAUCAAAUAUUUUGGUUACUAGAAAAGGGGAAAUAAAAAUUUGUGAUUUUGGAGUAUCAGGAGAUUUAGUUUUAUCAUGGGCAAAUACUUUUUUGGGAACGAGUUAUUACAUGGCUGUAUCAGCUGAUGUUUGGUCUUUAGGAUUAACAAUAAUGGAAGUUGCACAAAAUCGAUUUCCAUUUCCAUCGGUUGCACCAAUUGAAUUGGUUGCUCACAUCGCUAACUUACCUGCACCUGAAUUAAGUGAUGAAUAUGAAUGGAGUGAUGAUCUUAGAGAUUUCUUAAAAGUUUGUUUAGAGAAAAAUGGAGAAAUACGGCCAACGCCCAAACAAAUGCUUGAUCAUCCUUUGGGAAUGGGAUAA
This is a messenger RNA of Diversispora eburnea, 2298 nucleotides long. NCBI's taxonomy places the organism in Eukaryota, Fungi, Glomeromycota, Glomeromycetes, Diversisporales, Diversisporaceae. The record is from the annotation of a GenBank genome assembly.